Coregonus sp. 'balchen' is the source of this 7179-nucleotide messenger RNA. NCBI's taxonomy places the organism in Eukaryota, Metazoa, Chordata, Actinopteri, Salmoniformes, Salmonidae. The record is from the annotation of a GenBank genome assembly.
GUGGCCGCUUCGAACAGUCCUGUCCAGUUUGUGGCUGGCCGAAUACCACAUUUGUAAUGCAAUAAUAACAGAAAACAAAAGCGUCUGGCUACAUUUGUGUUAUUUCACCCGUUGGAUUUUGUUCAUGCUGUCUUUCUUGGACGCUGUGAGCACAUUGUGCAGGUCGGAAGAGGCAUUUAUUUGAAGGUAUGCGGCUGUGUUGCUAGCUUACGUUCGUUAGCUAGCAUACCCUAACUAGCGAGGUUGUGUCCAAUCGUCAUGAUUUGAGCCAUUGUUUUGCUAAAUACUUUUGUAAUUGCCUGCCAAACAUAAUGGUGUAUCUAUAUUGCAAGCUUGGUAGCUAAUAUCAUACCAAUUAUUGCUAAAUUAGUAGCUAGAGUGAACACGGUCACCCAAUCCCACCAGUAUCGAGUUAACUAAAUGCACUAACGUUAGCUAGUUAACUAUCUCUUCCACGUUGGCUCGAUCAUAAAAACAAUCUCACAUAUCCUCCUGACAAACACGUUAGCUAGCUAGAUAGGUAAGAAGCACGCUUGGUAGCUAGCUAAGUUUGAUCCUGGCAGUAAAAUAAAAACCUAGUUAUCUUUAUCUACUAAACACAUAUUAUAUUGGAGUAUAGAAUGUUGCCCUGCGGAAUGUAGCUAGCUACAUACUGUGUUUACAGUAUACUAUUGAACUUACUAUUGAGCUAGCGAAGACAUUUAACAGCAAAAGUUGAUGACAUGUUUAUUAAUGUCAGCCCCUCCAUAUCUUCUCCUCUCCCUCUGUCAAUUCAGUCUUGUAUGGGUCUGUAAGAGGCAUCAUGAGUGGGGAGCCAGACGCUUUGGCUGUGGUGAACCAUUUGAGGGAUCUUGCUGCAGAUCCUAUGAACAGAAGAGCUAUCGUUCAGGACCAAGGUUGCUUACCGGGACUCAUCCUGUUUCUGGACCAUCCCAAUCCCCUGGUUGUCUACUCAGCACUCAUGGUAAGGUCCCCUUGAGUGGAUGCAUUGCAUUAAAAGAGUCAAUGCACCUGGUUACUGAAGUGACUGGGACGCUUUGAAGUCUGUGUACUAGAUACGUACACCCAACAACAACAAAAAUGGUUGUUGGGUAUCUAAUCGUAAUCUUAAUUCAAAUACCAUGCUCCUUAACCUUGUAUGUGGGAAUGUCAUUUUGCUGUGGGGUGAAUGUAUUCUCUUGUGUUUCUUGUGUUCCUAACUUGUGAUUGUGUCCCCUCCAGGCUGUGCGCUACCUCGCAGAAUGUCGUCAAAACAGGGAGAAAAUGAAGGGAGAGCUGGGGAUGAUGUUAAGUCUUCAGAAUGUCAUGCAAAAGUGAGUAUAUGACCCUUGCGGAAGCCCAGAUCAUGAUAGUGUUGUCUCACUCAUCUUGUCUGUUGAUCUUUAUCAAAUAGAAAAUAUUUUGUAUUCUUUGCAACUUAUCUUUUUCUCUGUGAGACCCAAGGUUGCAAAAAUGCAACAGGUCCUAAACUCAUGUCAAACACUACAUACCUCAUCUCCUUAGACCCAGUGGGGGGAAAAAAAGUAUUUAGUCAGCCACCAAUUGUGCAAGUUCUCCCACUUAAAAAGAUGAGAGAGGCCUGUAAUUUUCAUCAUAGGUACACAUCAACUAUGACAGAAAAAUUGAGGGAAAAAAAUCCAGAAAAUCACAUUGUAGGAUUUUUAAUGAAUUUAUUUGCAAAUUAUGGUGGAAAAUAAGUAUUUGGUCACCUACAAACAAGCAAGAUUUCUGGCUCUCACAGACCUGUAACUUCUUCUUUAAGAGGCUCGUCUGUCCUCCACUCGUUACCUGUAUUAAUGGCACCUGUUUGAACCUGUCCACAACCUCAAACAGUCACACUCCAAACUCCACUAUGGCCAAGACCAAAGAGCUGUCAAAGGACACCAGAAACAAAAUUGUAGACCUGCACCAGGCUGGGAAGACUGAAUCUGCAAUAGGUAAGAAGCUUGGUUUGAGGAAAUCAACUGUGGGAGCAAUUAUUAGGAAAUGGAAGACAUACAAGACCACUGAUAAUCUCCCUCGAUCUGGGGCUCCACGCAAGAUCUCACCCCGUGGGGUCAAAAUGAUCACAAGAACGGUGAGCAAAAAUCCCAGAACCACACGGGGGGACCUAGUGAAUGACCUGCAGCAUUUCAAGGUCCUGGAGUGGCCUAGCCAGUCUCCAGAUCUCAACCCCAUAGAACAUCUUUGGAGGGAGUUGAAAGUCCGUGUUGCCCAGCGACAGCCCCAAAACAUCACUGCUCUAGAGGAGAUCUGCAUGGAGGAAUGGGCCAAAAUACCAGCAACAGUGUGUGAAAACCUUGUGAAGACUUACAGAAAACGUUUGACCUGUGUCAUUGCCAACUAAGGGUAUAUAACAAUGUAUUGAGAAACUUUUGUUAUUGACCAAAUACUUAUUUUCCACCAUAAUUUGCAAAUAAAUUCAUAAAAAAUCCUACAAUGUGAUUUUCUGGAGAGAGAAAAUCUCAUUUUGUCUGUCAUAGUUGACGUGUACCUAUGAUGAAAAUUGCAGGCCUCUCUCAUCUUUUUAAGUGGGAGAACUUGCACAAUUGGUGACUGACUAAAUACUUUUUUCCCCCACUGUAUCUCUUAGUUGCAUUUCUUGCGUGUCCUGUCUUCUAAGAUGUAGUGAUUAUAUAGAAAAAUAAGUAGAGAAACAAACAUUCUGAGCCAGCGCUAUAGGUAUUUUUGAAAGUGUUGCAAAACUGUAUUUGUAAUUUUGCUUGGGUCUCACAAUUAAGAGCCAGUAUGUUAAUACUAUGUUGAGACUAAAGAUUUUAGUCGUCUAAAAUCAAUAUUUUCCCCCCUUAGGACAACCACCCCAGGAGAGACCAAGCUGCUGGCCUCAGAAAUCUAUGAACUCCUCCAGGCCUCUAACAGUGAGGAUGUAGAGAAGCCAGAGGGGCCCUCUUGCAGACGCAAGGCCCAGUUCUUCCUGGGCUCCACCAACAAGCGGGCCAAAACAGUGGUUCUCCACAUAGAUGGCCUGGAUGACUCUGUGAGUGCCCCCAUACUGACCAAUAAGUGUAUCAAUAAGGAGACGGGACGCUGUCAUAUUAGCUCCAGUAACAUCUUUACUAAGAUAAAACCGGAUAUGUUACACAGAGCAUUAUGGGUUCUGUAAUACAUCAUGCUACAAUAAGUAGCUAUUAGCUCAGGUGACAGUUCUUGUAGUCCACUAUAAGAGGUGAGGUGAGUUUAUACAGUUAUUCCCAUUCAUCUCCUCCAGAGCCGGAGGAGCCUUUGUGAAGAGUCCCUGUUGAAGAUCCGAGGCGUCAUCAGCUUUACAUUCCAGAUGGCCAUUAAGAGAUGCAUCGUCAGAAUUCGCUCAGACCUGAAGGCAGAGGUGAGUCACAUCCUGUCUGUCCUAUUAGCCUACAGCAUACUCUAGGGAGGCAAUGGAGGAGGGCAGAGACGAGUCUGUCUAAUCUCGGCAACCCAGAACAAAAAUCUUGCAGCUACUCGAUUAGGUUCUGGGGGGGAGGUAUGAGGGCACAUCACUGCAUUCUGUAUCAGAAAGUAGGUCUACCCUCCUUGAAGUCUCGUAUGCAUUGCAUUAUUUUUUGUUUAUAAAGCCCUCCUGCAUGAACUUCCGCCGUACCUUACUUCAUUGUUAACUUAUAGACGUACGAGAUACCAGACCCGAUCUCAGGAAUGGCUAACUCUGGAGAACUCUUCAAACUCCACUGAGUUAGGUAAAUCUGCUUUUAGUUUUUUUGCACCUUAUGGGUCUCUAAAAUUGGAUGAAUUGGUGCCUCUAGGGCAAUUCAAAAGGCUGGCUGAGGACCUUUUUACUGAAGAAUGUGUUUGUUUUCUAUGAUUGUGUUUUGCUUUUAGUGUAUUACAUUUUAGUCAUUUAGCAGACGCUCUUAUCCAGAGCGACCCACAGUUAGUGAGUGCAUACACCUCUUCACACUGGCCCCCGUGGGAAACGAACCCACAACCCUGGCGUUGCAAGCGCCACGCUCCACCAACUGAGCUACAGGGGACACCCUUUAAUACCUUGGGUUCCAGUUUAAAAGCGAGGGACAAAUGAAUGGCACAAGAUCACUUAAUACUUGAAGCGCUAUAUUGGAUUUGUAGUUUAUUUAUUUUUUGCACUUGUACAAGUAGUGACCAGUAAACAAAUCAAAGUGCUGUUUUCAUAAGAUUGCUCUUUCACACUGACUAGUUCCUGAAACCCGUCACCUGACCUCUACGUGACAUCACAACUUGCCCCAGCAAUAUGAGUCUUGUAGUUAAUUUUUGUGAACUACUCAAAAAAUUGAUUUGUAGCUUAGUGUUUAAUUUGUUUUAUUAUUAAUUGCAGGCAUCUUUAGUCACUAUGAUCAGUGAGUGGAUGGCCUGUAGAGUUUAGGGAUCUUAAAUAUCCAGGAACUACUUCUUGGGCUGCGCAAUCAUGCUGUACCAGGUACAGGACUCGUCGCUUACAUUUACAUUACAUUUUAGUCAUUUAGCAGACGCUCUUAUCCAGAGCGACUUACAGUUAGUGAAUACAUAUUUUUUUAUACUGGCCCCCCGUGGGAAUUGAACCCACAACCCUGGCGUUGCAAACGCCAUGCUCUAUCAACUGAGCUACAUCCCUGCCGGCCAUUCCCUACCCUGGACGACGCUGGGCCAAUUGUGCGCCGCCCAUGAGUCUCCCGGUCGCGGCCGGCUGCGACAGAGCCUGGAUUCGAACCAGGAUCUCUAGUGGCACAGUUAGCACUGCGAUGCAGGCCUGAGGUCCACUUUGGCCAUAGUUGGACAACCAGUCCGUCCACAGGCACUCAUCCGGGGAGCUGAUCGGACAGGGGAGGGAAGAGCAGGGGAUGAUCUUGCAAUCGCAGCUGCUUUGGUAGCGUUGAAUCAAGCGCAUCAUUUGUGUGUCACUCGAGGCCUCCCAGGUCCUAAUGAAUUUUCACCGUUCCAUCAGUAUUCAGCCUGCCUGUGAUGAGGAACUCCUUGUUGGUAUUGAUGUAUAUAUUGAUGUGCAUAGUGUAUAUUGAUGUUUUAAUGUCUAUACAUGGCUCAUCUGAGAAAGAGACCUUGGUCUCAGCAUGACUCCCUGUCGAAAUAAAGGUUAAAUAAAAAAUACAUAAAACUAGAGUGAGUGGCAGAACCAGGAUGGAUCCUCUUUGGUAGCUCAACCCAACUCUCUCUGAAAGUCUCGGGCAAGUGUAUGGGCCAAAAGUCCCCUCCUGAAAGAUGCCAGGUGUAGGCUCACACAUGCAAAGUCUUGAUUUGUCCAAAUAACCAGUGACAAAAAAAACUGAAAAGUUGUUCCUCGUUUAAACGCCUGUCCACGAGCAUCCUCAGCGGGGUCGGAAUCCGGAUGCAUCCAGUUUUCAGGCGAAAUAAAAGAGUAUUUCUGCAUUAACAAUGCGACACUCCAUCUUAACUCCUCCACAUUUACUGGACUGGUUGAACAGUGCAGAAGAAAACCUCCCCCAACAGUUAUUUUUCUCUCGUCAGGACCAGUAAGAAGUAAACUUCGCUCAGACGUUUAUUCUACGCUACGCUUCAUUAGAUUAGUCCACGAGAGAUAAAGGUGUCAGACAACUUGCUGUCCUGUUACAACAUUCUGGAGAGGGGAUGAAGGAGGGAAUCAUGGCUGAUGUGUUGUUGGUGUUAAUUCAAAACUCUGCUUCCUUUGUAGGCUCUGGGUUCUGCCAUCGCCUCAACCGAAGUAAUGAAAGCGCAACAGGUGGUCAGGGGAGAGGAUGGACAAGAGGUUUGUCUUUCUGAAUUAACUCCCAGUGUUUUGUUUGUUGUCUUAACAACAGAGCCUUGGUUGAAUCAAUGUUUUAUAGUCUUUCUAUUGCAAUUGAUUUCCCCGAGAAGGUCUGUUUUUUGGUCUACAAAUAUUAUCAAGGAAUUAUCUUAUCUUAAGGAUAAAGCUUACAGAAAGGAGUUGGAUAUCUAAUUAGAAUCUAAAUUCAAAUACCAUGCUAAUUGACCUUGUAUGUGGGAAUGUCAUUUACCUUUUGGUGCACGUUGAAUUGAGCACUUCCUUUUGCCGUUCAGGUAAUCAUCCCAUUCCCGGAGGAUGGUUCGGUAGCGGUGGAGCAGAAUGUGGAUCUGCCAGACUACCUUCCAGAGGAGGAGAGCCCAUCCCAGGAGCCAGACAAGGCUGUGACCUGCGUGGGCACAGGGCAGGAUGGAGCAGGCUGGCUAGGCACUGCGGCUAACUUCCUGUCCCGCUCGUUCUACUGGUGACACUCCCAGGCCACCCACACCUCUUCAGAUACUACAGAUACAGAAUCAGGCUCCCAGCUGCCAAAGAGCUGGACUGCCAAAGGCAAUGUGUAACAACAAACUAGUCCAAUGCGUGCAGUACACACAUGCACCCACAAUCUCACACCCACCUUGCACCAUACAGAAUCACCAAGCCAUUAAGGGAGAGGACUGGCUUCCGGAAUGGAUUCUUAUUUCUUAUCUUUUGGGUUCUGAUUCAGAGCUAGACUAUUCUUUCUGCACAUGUAAACGGGUCCAUGUUUUUGAACACCAAAAUGUCUUGUUGUGAGGAGCGUUAUUGUGGUAGCAUUAGAACUUGAUCCAUCAUAAAGGGUCCAAACUUUGCCACAAAAUGAAGUUCCUGUAGUUAGAAAUAUUUUUAAGGGAAGGAUCUGAAAUCGCGUUUGCAUUAAGGGUCUUUUCCCCCUACCUUUUUAUCUGACUUUUCUAAUUCUUUGACCAAAAACUGACCCAUCCUCCCCUUUUUUUGUCAAUGGGUGUUCCAGAAUAUGCUGUAAUCAACGUGUGUUCAGUUAUCGUGCCUUUCGUUUCAUUCUGUUUACAUGGAUACCCUUGUGACUGACUGUCAGCUUUAGUUCUGAAAAGUAUUCUGCCUGUAAGGCUCCCUCCUUUGAUAUAUUCCAAAGGUUACUGAUGCAGACACUGUAUAAAUGCCAAUGUGGGUACUCUUAAAUUCCAAUGCCUACUGAAGUCAUUAAUGGAAUCUGUCGUGGGUUAUGAGAAAUGUUUACAGGACUGUGUGGCUGGUUGGAGACGAGACAUUUUCUCUUCAGAAACAGCAUGGAGAUUUUGCACAGUGUGAACACUGGUAUUCUCUAACAAUGUGGUGUUGUGCAUUGUUAGCUUGGUUUAUGAUAAGUAUUACUCAUUAAAAUAACAAUAUUAGAAUAUCUUUCCUAAGGAAGAGCAUUGUUCCUCUUUCAGGGACAGCCUCUGACAUUU